Messenger RNA from Phytophthora nicotianae INRA-310, 3597 nucleotides. RefSeq lists its product as hypothetical. The transcript has a single exon. Lineage: Eukaryota; Oomycota; Peronosporomycetes; Peronosporales; Peronosporaceae. The record is from RefSeq and is a predicted model, not a curated record. The coding region runs from base 1 to 3597 and encodes 1198 amino acids.
AUGAUGGCAGCGUCCCCGGGCUUCAUAGGCACGCCGACAGGUCACUCCGACGGCUCCACAAGCUUCCCGCCCUCUCAGGAGGCUAAUCACAGCUCAAAUGAGGCAGCAGGCGACGAAUUCGGCUCCUUCGCAGCGGCAGAGCGUCUUUCGGACCCAUUUGGCGACGUGUAUGGUGCCGAGGCGGACUUCGGGGAUUUCAUGGGUCAAGAACAGAGUGAUGUUCCCUCUGCAGGUGGCGACAGCUCCUCGUUGAUGUCGUUCUCGCCUGUAACAGCCCCAGCGUCGUCCACAGCACCACCGAAGCUGUUGCCAUCUAUCAGCGGCGAGGUCGACCCAUUUGCGGACAUUACAGGGGGCCUGGGGGCUGCAACAGAUUCUCCAGAGGUUGCAGCGCCUAAGCCGGGGACUGUGGAGAAGUUCCAGAGUCACACGUCCACUACAACCGGCACUAUAGCUCCGACAUCUACAUCGUCGGCAACAUCAGCGAUCUUGGACUUGGUAUGGGGCAACUCGACGCAGGACACAGAGACCAACCCACUGUCAAUGUCGUCGACGUCCGUGGGUAGUGCAUCGGGCAAUAUUAGCAGGACAGCAUCGUCUCCGAGCGGGUUUGCGCUGCCUCCACCGCCUUCGACGAAGUUCGCAACGUUCCCAUCAACUUCUGCUGCUGCUACUCCAGAGGCUUCAGUAGGAGACUUGCUGUCGUUCUCUCCGGUUCAGGCACCAGCCUCAAGCGACCCGUUCUUUGGUAUCAGCAACGAGACAAGUGAGACUAACGCGGCGUUCGGCAAUGAUGAGCUCUUCACGUUGACAGCGACGCCGCCACACUCGACGACGUCUUCAUCGGCUCCGACGUCGUUACGUGGGUCGUUCGCUUCGAUGCACGAGGAGUUGAAACCUCCCGUGCUUUCUCCUUCUACUCCUGAGUCUACGGCAUCACCGCUUGACCCGUUUUCUGAGCGUACAACGCGAUCUUUCGGCUCGUUGAAUUCUUCUUUCGUGAAGGUUGGGACGAUGGAAAACGCCGCUCAAAAGCACGCGUCGUUUGGUGGAUUUAUAUCUGCUAAACCUGAGGCGGGGGCUACUUCCAGUGUGGCUCCGUCGCCUUCGUCUGCUCCUCCUUCGUUGCGCAGCUCAUUCAUGAUGACUGAAGAGUUCGUGGGGUUUGCGUCUGCUGCUGAAGAGUCUGAUGAGGUGGAUCCGUUUGCAGAAGCAGGACUAGCCGCACCCGUGGAGGUGCCUUUGGCGGAGGCUCUGGCUGCAUGGAAUACGUCGGCUGAUCCAGCCGUAGAUACAGAGGAGGGGGAAAGCAGUCAUGAUGGCAAGUGUGAAGAAGAGGUGGUUGCUGAAAACAAGAACGAAGAAAUCCAGAGUCCCUUAACGGAUGGUACUGUAGUCACUAUUGAGCAACGAAGCGAUAGCCCAGAUAUCAUCGACCAAACAAAGGCAGAAGUAUCCAAGGAAGAAUCCCACGAUGAUUGGCAAGAACCGGGUACUUCAGAUCACAGUGACGAUGUCGUGACCGAUGAUGUAUUCGCACAAGAGGAGCUGGCUGCGCCCGCUAUUGAUUCACUGGCUGCGGUUGCUGAGUCUGAGAGUCCAUCUUUUAUGGCAUUUACCGAGGCAAUUGAGGGGAUUGCUGCCACAAAGAGUGAGGAUUCCCCUAUAGCUGAUACAAACGAUGACGAAGUCCAUGCUGGUGUCCCAAUAUCGCCUACUGAUGAAGUCGUCUGGUCAGCUGCGGAGCAGUCUACGAUAGAAGAAAAAGCCGAUCAUUCCGAAACGAAGCCGUCCGACCCGUUUACAUUCUCCACACCAACAACAAUCGAAAGUCUCGAAAGCGCUGGCUUUGGAUCGGGCAGUGGUGUAUCAGACGAGUCAUCAUCUCGCCACGAUUCGCUUAGUGCGUCACCAUCUGUAUCUGAUACUGCACCUGCUGGCUCCGAUAACUUCGACGAGGGUGCUGCGGUUGAAACGCUCACGGAAGAAACCCAAGAUAAGGCAAGUGAUGAUGAAGAAGGUGAUGAUUUUGGCGGCUUUGGAGGAAUUGAAGCAGCCGCACCUACGACAAGCGCUACUAUUAUCCCAGACGCGUCCCCAUGGGGCUCUUUUCCAUCGCCAACUCCAGUACAGAACAUGCUGCUUGAGGACGAGGACGAAUCGUUUGGAGACUUUGCUGGAAAAUCUACUCCUGUUUCUGGUGCUGACGACUUUGCAGAUUUUGCACAGAGCACAGAGCUUAAUGAUGACGACGAGUUUGGCGACUUCGGUGACUUUACACAGAGCUCUGACGACAAAGCUUUUGGCGAGAACGACGAUGGUUUUGGCGACUUCGCCCCAGCUGUGGCCCCGACUUCUGUGGAAGCAACUCCCUCGGUCAUGUCAGUUCCGUCGUUUACGAAGACAGACUUGUCGUCUUUCUUUAAAGAGGCAUUCGCAACAGAACCUAUACCGACCAGCUCGGUGGAGGAACCCGAUAGUCCAACUGAAGUGAACGACGCAGAUGCUGCUCAAGACUCUUCAACAGAAUUUAUUCAAUACGUGUUUCGCAGCAUGUGGGACGAGUAUAUCUCCAUCGUGGCUGCUACCGGUCGUCAGUCUUCAUUGUCUGCUCCAGAACCGAACGAUAGCGGGGAGCGUGUGCGUCUGUGCACGAAGACUACGCGUGCAUCCAAGUAUUUAAAGUAUGUGCUGUCCGAGAAGAUCCAAGAGGCUGCUCGACAGAACGGCAUCUUCUCGCAUGGCUCUGAAAAGCACCAAACGUAUAUCGGGUAUGCUGCCUCCGGUGAUGCUGAUUGCAUGCGGUCUGCUCUCAAGGAAUUGCAAGACGCACUGUUCCACAGCUCGGUGAACGAUGCCAUGAUGCGGAUAGCCAAGCAGGCUGCGCUGUCUGCCAAAGCCAAAAUUGCCGAGCAAGCUGCUCAGCAGCAGGCCAGUUCGCGUGGUGGGUCCUUAUUUUCCACGACGCGGCACCUUCUAUCACGUGGAGGUGCAACAGCAGCGCAUGGUCCGAGCAGCAACGACAGUAAAGGUGACCACGCAGGCGCAGACACUCCUACCGGUGCCUCGGUUCAGAAGCUCGCUCGAUUCUCGUUCACUAACAGCAAUGAUGACGCUGCAAAUCGUGGUACUGGAGAGGAGAGAGGGUCGGAAGGAAGUGAUCACACCGGACACAGCAGUGGAAGCGACUCUGAAGCACCAGACAGUCGGACCCGGAGCCAAACUCUUUCAAGUAGCAGUAGUAAUGGCGGACUGAUGAAGAAAUUCCUUUCAUUCGGAAGCUCAAGGCACCGACCGCGAUUUGUGAAUCUCCGACGAAAGGGCCAAUCUGGUGAGGAAGUGCGGAAGAUGGAGCUGAAUUUGGAUUCCAUCAGUGGAGGCUUGGACGAAGUCAAGUGGAAAUGUGCCAUGUUCCUUUACGACGUGGAAGAGGUGGCGCAUGUGGCGCCUUCGCAGAUUAGCAUCUUGUCGUAUCCAAGCAAGCAGCCGCUGACAGGUAAGACCGACCGGAGUGCGUUGACGAAGCUGGUGAAAGCGGACACAAUUUGGACAGUAGAUAUUGGCGCCAAUCACAGCGAUAUGCUAAACGAGUGGUGA